AUGCAGCAAAGAAUUGAUGGAGAUAUGGUUGAUACAAGCCCCGGACAUCCAAUACAUCUUAAAAAAAAAGUGAAACGAGAAGACAUUAAGAAGCAAGUGGAGAGAAUAUUGAGUUUAAGAUCCAAUGCAAGCCAUGACCCUAAAUCUCCUUCAAACUACCCUUCCCCAUCUCUUCCAGUAAUUGAGUGCAGGGAUAUUGCACCGCAUUGUGUGGUGGUUUGGAUG
This is a messenger RNA of Sphenostylis stenocarpa, 225 nucleotides long. The record is from the annotation of a GenBank genome assembly. Lineage: Eukaryota; Viridiplantae; Streptophyta; Magnoliopsida; Fabales; Fabaceae.